UUCAUCAGCGUUUGCUCGAGGUUAUAGAGCGUGUAUGUGUGUAAGAGCGAGUGUGAGUAUGAGAGUUAAAGACUGCGCGCGCGCGCUCGGAGCAGGGAGCGCGCGCACGAGAGAAUGAAUUCAUUCAAAUCUGUUGCUUUGGUGAAUCUCCGCCCGACGGAGCCCAGAGAGAUGCUGCUGCUGCUCCUUUAGAAGGACACCAUGAGAAAUCACAGGGAGAAUCGCGACGAGUUACUCAAUAUUUCAGCUUUGUACGCAGGAUGACAUUAACAUAAUAUUAAGAUGGAAUACUGACACACUUGCGCCAUUGAGUGAUAUUAAAAUAAGACAAAAGAGAUGAGUAUAAUUACUUUAUCUUUGCUGUUGUGUGCUGACCUACUGGAUUUCGUUAUAGGUUAUUUAACAGUCACCAUUGAGCCUCUCCCUCCUGUGGUUAUGGGGGACACAGUGACUUUGAAGUGCAAUUUCAGGACGGAUGGCAACUUACGAGAGAUUGUGUGGUUUCGGGUGACGGAAGGUGGAACAUCAAAACAGAAAAUUUUCACCUACGACGCCAUGUACAACACCAAUUUUUCUCACAUGGAGGACUUUCGGAGAAGAGAGGACCUUGUUUACCAGUCAACUGUCAGGCUCCCUGAGGUUCAGAUGGAAGAUGAUGGACCAUAUGAAUGCCAUGUGGGGAUCUAUGACAGGGCAUCUAGAGAGAAGGUGGUCUUGGCAUCUGGGAGUAUCACUCUUAAUGUCAUGUCUCCACCAAAAUCAAUAUCUGUUGAGGCAGCAAAUCAGCCAGCUCGAUUCAAUCGCUACGAGGCUCAAAACUUCACACUUAUUUGCAUUGUAACUGGAGGAAAACCUGCCCCUGUGGUGUACUUCAAGAGGGAUGGGGAACUUAUUGAAGUCCAUCCUUUCGCAUCCUCUGAGAAAGUGGAAAACAGAGGCUUGCUUUCUGCCAAGGAUAACCAACCGCUUAUCAGCCGAGAACUGGACGAUACAAAAGUGCAGAAGUCUCUUUCUUUCCUGGGCCCUUACAGCGAACCGGUGCGUCUGGAUAAGGACCGGCCCCAGCGUAGCUACACGUCCGGAGCCCCUGGCCAGGAGGAACCCAGUCCCACCACGGAGGUCAUCCCAGAGACUGUGAUCAGCCGAGAGUUUCCCCGCUGGGUGCUGAGCUCAAGCCCACUCUACUAUUUCAAUCAUACGCAGUCUGAGCUUCAUGAUGGUACUAUGGAGGUCCAAGCUAUGCUGACCUGGCACUUGAACCCACAACUGGACAAUGAGGCUCUGUUCAGCUGUGAAGUCAAGCACCCGGCUCUAUCCAUGCCCAUGAAGGCAGAGGUUACGCUCUCUGCUCCAAAAGGCCCGAAACUCUCGGUGGCUCCAAGCAGAGCGAAAGUGGGAGACACGGUUCGCAUCAAAGUGGAGGGAUUCCAAAUGGGACCCAAAGCGAAUGAAGUGUUUCCAGAGCCUCUGUUCACAUGGACACGUGUGGGAGGACCUCUGCUGGAUGGAAGUGAGGAGAGAUUUGGUAAAGUACUGGUUCUGGAGAGAGUCCCAGCUGAGCUCAACGGCUCAAUGUACCGCUGCACAGUCCAAAACCCUUUGGGAUCAACCAACACGCACACCCGCCUCAUAGUAUUUGAAAAUCCCAGGAUCAAGAAGGAGAAAAAACAUCUGAACCUUGGCGAUUCUGCCGGGGACAUGCUUGGACCCUCGCUGAUGAUGUUGCUGUUGUCAUUGACUCUGGAGUUAACAUGAGCACUAUGGGAUGCGCGUUUCAUUAGUACCCUUUAUGAUAAUAUGUCAGCUCCUCUGCCAUCUCUUUCGCUGUCCAGCAGCUACGCUAUAAUCCAGGACUGAGAUUGCAGCAGAGAAAUAUGUGCUCAGAAUCAGAACGAUAAGCUCAACCCACCCUGACCACCCCAACCAUGUGACUACAGUUCAGCUCAGUUUGUUCCGCACCUGUUUUGUCACAAUACAGUGACAUAUUCUUGCUUUGACUUCAUUUUCUACAUUGUAUUUGUGCACAGCUGCGUUGCAGAAAAGGAUUAGAGUGAAGUAGAAUGGGUUGGCCCACAUACAGAUAAUCCUGGACAUACAUUACAGCUUUCAUCAUUCUAAACAGCUUAUUGUAAUGUCAUUUCAUUAAUGUUGUUCCUUAAUAUACCCGAGCUGUUGAGUGAAAAAAUCACUUGCUUUCAGAGCUGAAGCUAUUGAAAGUUGAGGAUCAGAUUCACCUACUGCAUAUGACCUCUAGAUGACAGUGUAGAUCUACAGACUGAACACCUUUUUUAUAAAGUCAAUAAACCCUCUUGACUGGUGUUCACUGAGAUGUUCCUCAAACAGUUAUGUAAUGCAUUCUAGCGCAAUGUCAUUGUUUCUGCAGAGAAAAUGGAAUACCCAGUGAACAAGGUGUGUUGCUACACUUGAUAAUGAAUAAAGUCAAAUUUUGAAA
Messenger RNA from Megalobrama amblycephala (Wuchang bream), 2452 nucleotides. It is a transcript of the gene igsf21b, whose product is annotated as immunoglobin superfamily, member 21b. The record is from RefSeq and is a predicted model, not a curated record. Gene Ontology annotation, cellular component: adherens junction. The coding region runs from base 337 to 1755 and encodes 472 amino acids. Gene Ontology annotation, biological process: heterophilic cell-cell adhesion; homophilic cell-cell adhesion. The transcript is spliced from 10 exons. Lineage: Eukaryota; Metazoa; Chordata; Actinopteri; Cypriniformes; Xenocyprididae.